Messenger RNA from Cuscuta europaea, 3447 nucleotides. NCBI's taxonomy places the organism in Eukaryota, Viridiplantae, Streptophyta, Magnoliopsida, Solanales, Convolvulaceae. The record is from the annotation of a GenBank genome assembly.
AUUUUUUUGAUAGAGUAAGGGUUACCCUCUUCCUACGAUUAACCCUCUGCUUCCCGAGUCUCCGUUCUUUCAAGCUUUCCGCCUGCUCUGACUUUCCGAUUCUACAAUUAACCCUCUUCCUUGUCCCAAUUUCUUCUUCCUCUCUCCAGGUAUAUCUCUUCCUCUCUUCUCCCAAGUUUAUCCAGCGUGGCGGCUUGGCUCUCCCACCCUAACUUACCACUCCUUCCCCGCACUCGACGCCCACUGGUAUUUCCUCGCCCUUAACGGCUACACAGAUAUCUACGGCGACUUCUCAUGUGCCACCGGGGUCAGCAACGGUCGGUUUGAGUAGGUUGUAAGGUGUAAUGUGUUUCCAGUAUUCCAGUUCGGUUUUGAUUUUAAUUUAUGUUUUAAGUUUUCAUUUUAAUUUCUGUGGGCACCCUUGUGUAAGGUUGUAGUUUUUCCAGGAUCUGGGUUUUGGCUUCUCAUUGUUAAUUGUUGUCAUUUGAAUAUAUAUACAUAUACAUGUGUGUGUGUAUUUGGUGAUAAAUAAAUUAUGUUUCACUUCCACAAAAACCCAUCAAAAUCUAUAAAAUUUUAAAAAAGAAUUCCACUAAAAUCCAUGGAAUUCUAUUCUUUAGAAUCCAUGGAUUCUAUGGAAUUUCAUCAUUGUCCUAUGAAAUCCACAAUCCUAAGAAAUCUUUUGAAAUCAAAGUCGGGGACACCCCCCCUUAGUUUUGUUUCAAUAAUCCAGAUAUGAAAUACUUCUUUUCUAAUUUACGAAUUUUUAGGUACACGUUAAAAAGCAAUUUACAUAUCUCAAAAACUGUCCAUAUACUCUUAGAUGCUACAUAGUUUUUUAGCCGUGGGGUUGUACAAAUCUUACUUAUAAGUAUUUGUUUUUAUCAUAUUUUUUUUUUCAAAUUUCUGUUUUAUAUAUUUUUAUUUUUAUUUUAUUGAUUGCAGAUUGGUUCGGCUGUGUUUUUCAUUUGUGAUUCUCUGUUUUUAAUGAUAUCAUCAGGAGUAUCUAUUUCAUUAAAAUGUGUAUCUUUGAACUUCUUGCUCAGAUUGACAGAUUCUCUUAGUAAAAAAGGAAAUAUUAUGCAUAGAAGAUGCUUGGUUAUGGUUUGAAAAAGUGGCAUUUUGGUUUGAUUGGGGAUAAUUUAACUAUCCUUAUCGCAUCAAUUAGGGUUUUGCAUUGUUCUGCACAAUAGAUGCUUUAGCGAUCAAUAUGGAUGUCUAUACACCUGGAGAGUGCUUUAUCUCUGUAACUUCUAAACUUCAGUUACUUUAAGUGGGAAAAUUGGCAAAGCAAACUUGCUUUAGUAUAUGUAGACAAAUAAAAUCAUACAGUUCCAAGAAUAAUUCACUCUUUUGGAUUUGUCAAAAACUUGUGGCUUUCAGUGAGGAAAUGGGUGAAGAGGAAAAUCCAAAAAUUACUAGAAGAGCCACUAGAUUAUCAGCAUCCUCGGUGGCACUAAAUUCAAAAGAUGUUCAGGUGGAGUUAAAACCUCUCACAAUUAACGAUCUUGCUUUUGGUAAUGAAUCCAUUACCUUUGAUGAAUUGAUGUCCACUUUACCGGGAAGGCAGGCCCAAAUCAAUGAAUUGUUGCGAUUACUAGGCCCCUUGAAUUCCCCAAUGUAUCCUCUUUUCUUGUACGGAGGAGCUUCAGUUGGGAAAACAAGCACAGUUCUUCAGACAUUCAAGCAUCUUAAGAGGCCAUUUGUGUACGGUAGCUGCAUAACUUGUUAUAGCCCCAGGGUCCUGUUCGAAUCCGUCUUAAACCAGUUGUUUCUGCACACAAGGACUGAAAGCAAUGGUUAUUCAAGUGCAAAACGGUGUAGUGAUAGGCCCUCGGAUUUUGUGAAUCUCUUGCGUGAAGCUCUGGUUAAGGUUGUUGAGGAUUUGAAGAGGAAUGAGGACAAAUCGGGAUCUCCAAGGACUGCUAAUGGCAGGAUGAUUUACUUGGUAUUUGAUAAUGUAGAGCUCAUCAGAGGAUGGGAUAAGCGUGAAAUAUUGCCUUUCCUGUUUAAACUUAAUGACAUUCUGAAGAUGCCGGAGGUCGGUUUGAUCUUUGUCAGUAGUACCUCUCCUGAUACUUAUUACACCGAUGACACGGGCUGUGUGGAGUUUGUUCAUGUUUACUUUCCUGAUUAUACAGAAGAUGAUCUUCGCCAAAUCUUUAUGAAGAACCAAGCAAAUACAAAACUGUACUCAUCAUUUCUAGGAGUGGUGCUCAAAUCUUUCUGUCGAGUCACGAGAAGAGUUGAUGAGCUAUCUGCUGCCCUUUCACCCUUGUUCAAGAUUUACUGUGAACCCCUUGAUGACUCAGGGGCUGUUCCUAGUAAAGAUUUUAUAAGUAUUUUGUUUAAUCACCUUAAACCACAUAUUGGGCCAUCCAUGAAUAAGGUCUUCAAUAUGUCAUCCCGGCCUGAAGCAGCAACCUCCAACGAUACCAACCACAAUAAGAAAGUAAAGAGUAAAGCCGCAUUUGCUGACUCUUCUGACUUUCACAUGUCUGUGUGUGCAAAGUAUCUUCUCAUAUCUGCAUUUAUUGCGUCAAGAAACCCAGCAACUCUUGAUGCCUCCCUGUUUGAUCCGACUGGAGGAUGUGGCAGUCGGAAAAAGAAGAGAAAGGUGUCUCAGAAAUCAGUGGAGCAGAAAGAGAUGACAGAGCAAGAAUCUAUGAUGAAAGGACCAGGAACUUUUCCUUUGGAAAGAUUAUUGGCUAUAUUUCAGUGUAUAACAUCUGUCUCUGAAUGUUUGCCUGAAGACGAAGAAGAACCAGGAAAAGAAGGAAAGAGUUGGAACAGUGGGUUGAUGUCUGAUGUUCUAUUACAGUUAUCAAGCCUCUGCAAUGCUAAUUUCAUCAGCAAAGGAGGAAGUUGCCCUCUAGAAGGUUCAACGCGGUAUCGAUCCUUGGUAUCCGAAGAUUUGGCUCUCAAGGUUGCUAGGAGCAUAGAAUUUCCUCUGUCAAAGUAUUUAUACAGAUGACAUAGCUGGUUCAUUGUAAGCUAGCUUUGCAAAUCUUGGCACUCCACAUCCUAUAAAAGAAUCCCAAAGAAGACCCCUAUGUGGUUUUGGUCGGUGGCACUAAAUGUCAGCCAGCUUAGUGAACAGCUAAUAUUGCAAUCAAGCUUAUCCAAUUAUUUGAAGCAAGAUUUCCAGAAGUGGGGUGUGAGGCUAGUGCCAACACAUAUUGCUGCUGUUGUUGUGCAAGUGUUGUGUUUCUGUAUCCUUUAAUUAGUUGAGUAAACAAGGAAGGUGGUCCUGUGUUAAAGGAUCCCUUAAUUUCCGGCUGCUGCAAUUUAAUACACCCUAAGUUGUUUAUACAUAUUCAAAAAUAUUUAGUUUGGGAAUUUAUAAAAAUAUUUAUAUAUCCUCUGAAAAUUGAGAGUUGAUAGUUGGGAUUAAUAAAGAAAGGUCAACUGUAGUUGUGAUUAUUUAAAGCUUACGCAUAGUUCACA